AUGAGUGAUUCAUACAGGGAAGUGAGUGGAAGGAACCGCUGUAGCCUGCUGCUAGCCCGGACCUUUGACGCAAUCUACCCUUCAAAUAGUUCCGCUCACCUCGCAGCUCCAUGUGAAUCGGUAUGUUUCACGUCUCUGCAGCAACAUGGUGAAAGCACUAAGCAAAGGGGCGUGUUCGUAUCGUUGCCGGAUCCCGUGAUGGUGGAGCAGCACUCUCCAGCUCCAGGGCACAUGCUCCUGACCAAAGCCCAAAACGGAGGCCUGUCCAAGGGGAUGGAGAGCUCCAAAGAUCAUGGCCUGCUGGAGAGGGGGCAGUGGGGCAGCAAGGCCGAGUUCCUACUGGCGGUGGCCGGGCAGAUCAUCGGCCUGGGGAACGUCUGGAGGUUUCCGUACCUGUGCUACAAGAAUGGAGGAGGUGUGUUCUUUGUGCCGUACCUGCUCUUCCUGGUCCUCUGUGGAGUCCCUCUCUUCCUCCUGGAGACGUCUCUGGGCCAGUUCACCAGUCUGGGAGGGGUCAGUGCCUGGAGGUCCAUCUGUCCUCUGUUCGGAGGUCUGGGUUAUGCGUCUCAGGUGAUGAUCCUCCAUGGCUGUGUGUACUACAUCAUCAUUUUGGCCUGGGCUCUGUUUUAUCUUUGCCACAGCUUCCAGACUCACCUGCCCUGGUCUCACUGCAACAACUCCUGGAACACCGCCUCCUGUUUCCUCUUUGAGCAGGCUAACCACUCUGCUAACGGGACCACCAUGCCAGAGAACGCCACAUCCCCCGUCAUGGAGUUUUGGGAGCGCGAGGUUCUACAUCUGGCAGAUAACUUGGACAGUCUGGGACCAGUGAGCUGGAAACUCGCUCUGUGCCUCAUCGUGGUGUGGGUCGUGUGCUACUUCUGCGUCUGGAAAGGAGUCAAGUCUACAGGGAAGGUGGUGUAUCUGACUGCCACGUUCCCUUACCUGAUGCUGUUUGUGCUGCUGAUCCGAGGAGCCACUCUCCCAGGAGCCUCCACCGGAAUCAUCUACUACCUCAAGCCCAACGUGACCCGGCUGGCAGAUCCUCAGGUGUGGAUGGAUGCUGGGACUCAGAUCUUCUUCUCGUACGGCAUCUGUCUGGGCAGCCUCACUGCUCUGGGCAGCUACAACAAGUACGACAAUGACUGCUACAAGGACUCUUUUAAGCUGUGUCUUCUGAACAGCAGCACCAGUUUUUUAGCUGGCUUUGCCAUUUUCUCUGUUCUGGGAUUUAUGGCUCAAGAACAAGGAGUGGACAUCUCCUCAGUGGCUCAGUCAGGUCCAGGUCUGGCCUUCAUUGCGUACCCUCGAGCUGUGGCCAUGAUGCCUCUGCCUCAGCUCUGGUCCGUCUGCUUCUUCCUCAUGAUCAUAAUGUUGGGGCUGGACACUCAGUUCGUGAGCCUGGAAGCCCUGAUGACCUCCGUCACAGACCUGUACCCUCAGUUGAUCCGCAGGGGGCGCCGCAGAGAGCUGCUGCUGUUGGCAGUGUGUGUGGUGUGUAUGCUGAUCGGGCUCGUCAUGGUCACUCCGAGUCAGACCACCUCCUCGCUGUCCUCGUGCCCUCCUCACCACCCCACGGACCAGGACCAGGAACAGGACCAGUCACAUUUAUGA
Molecule: messenger RNA, 1614 nt
Organism: Knipowitschia caucasica
Lineage: Eukaryota; Metazoa; Chordata; Actinopteri; Gobiiformes; Gobiidae
Source: the annotation of a GenBank genome assembly